Molecule: messenger RNA, 1568 nt
Organism: Morone saxatilis (striped sea-bass)
Lineage: Eukaryota; Metazoa; Chordata; Actinopteri; Moronidae
Product: ceramide synthase 5-like
Exons: 10
Coding region: 205-1353 (382 amino acids)
Biological process (GO): ceramide biosynthetic process
Cellular component (GO): membrane
Molecular function (GO): DNA binding; sphingosine N-acyltransferase activity
Source: RefSeq, a predicted model, not a curated record
GUGUCAACCUAGCGGUCCGUGCAGUUUACUCAGAGGAGUUAACCAGAAGUGAUACUCAGCUAAUGUUAGUGGAGCUAGGGAGGAGGUGGGAACAUCACUGCCGAAAAGGGCUUCACUUUGUUAACUUAAAUCCCACCACAUGUCCGAACAGUAACUGUUUAGUGGUUUACCUAAUUUGCGACUCGCGUAUUUUCCUGAUCCCCGAUGACUUCCUCUAUCUCAGACUGGAUUUGGAGUGAGAGAUUUUGGCUUCCCGAAAAUGUUUCAUGGGCGGACCUGGAGCGUCCGCCACCUGGUGUGGAGUAUCCCCGAUUAGGAGACAUCCUUUGCGCCUUGCCCCUGGCUGUCGCAGUUUUUCUACUAAGACAGCUUUUUGAAAGGCUAGUGGCCAAGCCCUGUGCCCACAUACUUCAGAUUCAGGCGGGAGUGCCUCGGCGAGCUCAGUCCAAUGAUGUCCUGGAGAGGGUGUAUCAGUCCAAAACGCCUCCAGACACGAGGCAACUGGAGGGACUCUCGAAGCAACUGGACUGGGAUGUACGGAAAAUACAAAGAUGGUUUCGUGUCCGCCGGAACCAAGACAGGCCCAGUAUUCAGAAAAAGUUCUGUGAGAGCAUGUGGCGAUUUACAUUUUACCUGGGGAUUUUUAUCUAUGCCAUUCGUCAUUUGUGGGUGUCGCCUUGGAUGUGGGAUACCAGACAGUGCUGGCACAACUAUCCUUUUCAGCCGGUCAGCCAUGGCCAGUACAACUACUACGUAGCUGAACUGGCUUUCUAUUGGUCUCUGAUGUUUUCCCAGUUCACAGACAUUAAACGUAAGGAUUUCAUGAUCAUGCUUGUCCACCACCUGGCCACCAUACUGCUCAUCACAUUCUCCUAUGCCAACAACAUGCUAAGAGCUGGCACUUUGGUCAUGUGUGUGCACGAUGCAUCCGACAUCUUCCUUGAGGCUGCCAAGUUGGCCAACUAUGCCAAGUACCAGAGGCUGUGUGAUGGCCUGUUUGUUGUGUUCAGCAUAAGUUUUUUCCUCACUCGACUAGUCAUCUAUCCUUUCUGGGUUGUUCACAGUGUUCUGGUUGAGAGCUGGGAGAUCAUCGGGCCAUACCGGGCCUGGUGGUUGCUCAAUGGGUUGCUGUUGGUGCUGCAGGCUCUUCACAUCAUCUGGUUCUACCUCAUUGCUCGCAUUGCUAUCAAAGCCAUAUUCAAGGGAAAGGUAUCGAAAGAUGACCGCAGUGACAUUGAGAGCAGCUCAGACGAGGAGAUUUAUUCAAAUUGCAGUAAAAAUCCCAGUCAGACCAUAAAACCAAAGGACAGCAGUCAUACUGGUAACCUUAAUGGGGAAACUCAUGACCACUGAGGACCAUGAGGGGAUCUCCGGUGUGGUUUUCAUUCACCUGCGUGCCUGUUUGACCUACCUUGUCACUUUGACCCCCUGAGAAGACUUAGAAAGAUGUGCUGAGUUGUUUUGAAUGGAGAGAGGACUUGGAUACAGGGGAAGUCCAUGUGUGGAAUACAGACUUAGCACUGUCUUACUGAGUCAGGUUUACACUGUGUGAGGUUUACACCUGCUUU